GCCGAGGAGCAACAAAAGCACAACCGUGGGUGCCUGGAACCAUGAGUGGCUUGCACUAUUCACAAGAGCUGCCACUGUUGCUUUCGCUGUGGACUAUGUCGUGAGGUGUGGCUCUUAACGCUCGGGAAUUCUGUCAGUCGAAACGACACGCCAAGGAGGGGUGGUGGUAAAGAUGUCCGCCUCAGUGGGGCCCCAAGGCGGCCCUCGCCCACCCACCGCGCCGCCAACCAUGCCCGACCUGCCGGAUCUCAGCCACCUCACCGAGGAGGAGAGGAAAAUAAUCAUGGCAGUGAUGGAUCGGCAAAAGGAGGAAGAGGAGAAAGAAGAAGCCAUGUUAAAGACGCUGCACCAGCAGUUCGAGAGCUACAAACAGGAAGUGAGGCGCAUCGGGGCGGACACCCGCCGCCAGCAGACCCAACACAAGGACGACGCCCCGACCUGCGGGAUCUGCAGGAAGACCAAGUUUGCAGACGGCUGCGGUCACCUCUGCUCCUACUGCCAGACCAAAUUCUGUGCCCGCUGCGGGGGGCGCGUCUCCCUGCGUUCCAACAACAUUAUGUGGGUAUGCAACCUGUGCCGUAAGCAACAGGAGAUCCUCACCAAAUCAGGAGAAUGGUUUUCAGAGCCAGGGGCGCGGCCAGUGAGCUUGGGCUCCACCCUCAACGACCCAGCCGUGGGCGGUGAUUCGCUGCGGGACAGGAAGCUCCUCCGCUCCAGGUCCCAGGCCCCGCCCACUAGCGCGAGCGCUGGGCACCCGGACGGAACGCAGCCGCCAGCCGGUGUGGCCGGGGUCACCGGGAGGGGAACGGACACCAUGCCGGCAUCCCGGUCUCGGAGUGAACCGCCGAGAGACAAGAAACGGCCCGUGUCCCUGCAUGAGCAGAACGGCAAGACGGCGGGCGUGGGGCGUGGCGGCGGCCGGAGGCUCCAGGGGAAGCUGCCGUCCCAGUCGUCCCAGGACGAGCGUCCCGGGCCUGGGGAGAGGCGGGACGGCCGGCGCCUGGAGAAGGGCCGCUCCCAGGACUACCAAGACGGGGAGGAGGAGCCAGGCUCCCGAGGGCACGCCCACAUGGACCCGCACCGGCGACGCCAGGAGGAGGAGGAGCGCGAGCGCCGGCGGCGGGAGGAGGAGUUCCAGACGCGUUACCGCAGCGACCCCAACCUGGCGCGCUACCCCGUCAAGCCGCAGAAGGAGGAGCAGGAGAUGCGCAUGCACGCCAGGGUGUCCAAGGUGCGCCACGAGCGCCGUCACAGCGACAACGCCAUCAACGAGGUGGGGCUGGAAGGGGGAGGAGGCGGGGGGGGGGGACGUGCCUGA
Messenger RNA from Hypomesus transpacificus, 1318 nucleotides. RefSeq names its product regulating synaptic membrane exocytosis 1b (gene rims1b). The record is from RefSeq and is a predicted model, not a curated record. Gene Ontology annotation, cellular component: cytoskeleton of presynaptic active zone; presynaptic membrane. Gene Ontology annotation, biological process: calcium ion-regulated exocytosis of neurotransmitter; regulation of membrane potential; regulation of synaptic plasticity. The transcript has 4 exons. Bases 173 to 1318 code for a protein of 381 amino acids. Gene Ontology annotation, molecular function: transmembrane transporter binding; small GTPase binding. Lineage: Eukaryota; Metazoa; Chordata; Actinopteri; Osmeriformes; Osmeridae.